This is a messenger RNA of Coregonus sp. 'balchen', 14097 nucleotides long. The record is from the annotation of a GenBank genome assembly. NCBI's taxonomy places the organism in Eukaryota, Metazoa, Chordata, Actinopteri, Salmoniformes, Salmonidae.
AGAAUGUUCUCACCUCUCUCAUGUCACUCACCAGAGAAAAGGGAAAGAAUACUUUUAAGGUUGGUGAGUCUAAACUUCACUAUUGCAAAGGAAAAAUAAAUGUUCAGGGAUAUAUUAUCACUCCAGUACAUUGAUUAUACUGAGCAUCGUAAUUGCAUCGUCAUUGCAUCGUCAACAUCUUAUGUCCAAAGGUAGCAGUUCAGCAGAGAGUUACAAGAGUCCAAGAGCUACAGGUAAGGUCACAGAUUGCGCCUCGCUGCUAUGCUUUACCUGCCUGCUGUGUUCGCCAAUCUGCUUCUAUAAUAAUCUGAGAUUAUCUGAUGAAAAUUGACUGUAAUGAAUACUUUCAAAAAAGAGUGGUAUUCUUCAUAGAAUUAAAAUGAGUUAUAUUUCUUAUAAUAUACUGUAGAAUAUACAGAAGAUGCAGUACAGGUUGACCUGUAGUUACACUGUCUCAAUAUGUAAAUGAUUAUACCUUACUCCUAUGCCUGUGGUCCUUUGCCAUGACAUGAAUUAGGAGUCAUGGAGAAGCUGCUGUAAAUGUCAAAUAAAGGCUGUUUGUUCAGGGUGAUUGUAGUUUCAUGAGGAAGAUUCUGAUGCCAGUUUCUUAAGCCCACUUCCUGUAUAUAGCUGCUGUGAUGAGAGGGCCAUUGUCACAGGGAUGGGGCUCACCGUCCCAAGCAGGUGGCCAGAUUACAGUGCCCAUAUCUUACUCGAACCCCGUUAGUUUAUCUGUGAACUAUUCUCAGACUUUGGGAAUAAAGAUUGAGCUAUUGUAUAAAGUUACUGUAUUAAUUUACUUACCUACCAUCAGUUGUGAGGUCACUGCACUUGUUCAUAGCUCUGACUUUGUGUUUGAUUCUUUGGUCAGAGUCAACAUGCAGGGGUAAUACAUGUUGUACAGCUAUUGUCUUUCAUAAAAUGUAAACAAUUUACUUUGGCUGACUAUCCAUGUGAUGUAUGCAUUAUGGUGUAUUCAGUAUCACCAGGUAAACCUGUCCGGGCACAUUUUUUCAUUGUAACCUGUGACGCAGCUGUACAUUUCCCAACAUAACAGGGAAAUGAUUCCUUUACUGUAAUCCUAUUUCCUUCACGUGUUUGUCUCCACCUCUUUGUCACAGCUAACCUGUAUAGCUGUUCUGGAGCUAAGCGAGGCCAGACACAGAUGUCAUGGCAAACAAUGUAAGUUAAACUGUACAUCUUUAUGUGUGGGUGUGUAUGUACUAUUUGCCUCUUCUUUUGUGUGAUUACAGAUGUUUAGAGUGAUUGAGUGUUGGGCGUUUAUGUUAGCGAUUGUACACAUGCCAGAGUUAUUUUUGUACACAAGUCAUUGAAGUGUGAAGGAUGAUAAUUUGAUUCAUUGUUUGCAUUUUGUUUUCUGCAACAUAGGAUGAUGCAUUGCGGGCCAUGCAGAACUGUUUCCGCAGUCAGUUUAGUGUGGAUGAGGCUGAGUACGAGGACAUUGAGAAAAACAGGUGUGUUUCUGUUGAACUGUUUUACAUGUGAAUUUGAUUGUGAUGCCUUCGUCUACAUGUUUUCGUUAUCGCAAAUAUGAUGAGAUAAGGGGAACAUCCAUGUCCGUGCUGCUUUUGUGGGUGUCUAAUUUCUCAGGAGAACAUCAUCUGUUGAUGAAGACAGUAUCUAUCUUGGCUGCACACUGUCACGAUCAUUCAAGCCUGAAGACUCAGAUUUUCACCACUCUCCUGUUAUCAAGAUGGGCUGGCUGGACAAGACCCCGCCUCAGGGGUAAGAGAGAGGGGUGUGUGUGCGUGUGUGCGUGUGUGCUUGUACAUGCAUGCGUGCAUUUGUGUGUUUGUUCAUGCAUGUGUGUGUGUGUGCAUGCAUGAGAGUGUAAGUAAUCUCUGUUUUAUCUGCAGGACUCUUAUUUUCCAGAAGCGUUGGGUGAUGUUGGAUGAACAGUACCUUCGAUACUUUCAAAACGAGAAGGUUCAGACGUCUUCCAUAGACCCACACACAGGUUCACAGAUCACACUGUCUACUCUGAAAUGCCUCAUCAAUAACUAAUUAUACCCCUCCCCUUCUUCCUCUCUCUUUUCCUCAGGAGGUCUACUCAAAGAGAGUCAUAGCCAUACCGUCUGUCACUGAAGUGGUUAAUGUUGGAGGGCAGAAGUUUGAGGUGGUGACAAGGAACAGGACUUUCUUGUUCCGUGCUGAGAACAACAGUAGGUGUUCAGCCUAAAAUAACAAUGAUCACAAUGAAGAAAUAUGAGUACUUUGUGUGUGUUAUUGAUGUAAAGUCUACACCAGUUGUAUUCGGUGCAUGUGAUAAAUACAAUUUGAUUUGAUGUGUGUGUGUGUGUGUGUGUGUGUGUGUGUGUGUGUGUGUGUGUGUGUGUGUGUGUUUUCAGCCGUCAGAGAGGAAUGGGUGUCAGUACUGAAAGAGACUAUUCAGCAGUGUCGUAACAGCAUGGAUAUGUCCCAUAUGAACUUCAGUGAUACGAGUGGACAGCGUGCUAGUGGAGUCUCGCUCAUUAGUAAGCAAGGAUACCUGGAGAUGAUUGGACUGCGCUCCAAGCUCUAUGUAGUCAUCUGUUCCGACAGGGUCUUCCUCUAUAGGAACGCUGAGGUGUGUAUCCAUGGUGCAUGUAUGCAUGCAUUUGUCCUGAAAUACAUUUUUUAAAACGUGCAUGAAAGUCCUUUGGUGUCAGUUAUGUAUCCUUAAAGGUGACAGGCAAAGGUCUCCAUAUAAAUCAUAACACUUAAUAAUAAUGCUCAUUUAGGCUUAAUUAAAUUAGCCUCAACAACAUUUUUGUCUAUCACUACAUUUUCGCUGUAAUUUCUACGUUUUGGUGAAGAUGUAAUUUUCUGGCUAUACAAUGCAAGGAUGACAUCAUUUCAGGGCAAAAAUAAAAUGGCUUACUGCAAGCAACACAAGCUACAGAUAUGACUUUUAUGAGUCAUUUUCUGGAUCAGAAAUUAAACUAAUUAUACUGUGAGGAGACACUUGUAUAUCUGGAGAAUAAACAUUUAUAUCAAUAAUGAUUACUCAUGCAGAUAAUGAGAUAGAUGAUCUAGCUAGUCAGGUAGCUAUAGCCAGUCAGUGAAUUCUCAAUGUAUGUGAUGAGGCUGCCAUUCAAACAGCUAAGACUAGCUAGCUAACUAGCUACAUUUUUGAGUUGAUAAGAAAUUAAAAACCUGUGAUGUUCAUGUCAUCAGGAGCACAGCCAUGGUGUUGGCAUCACCUCCAUUGAGAUGAAUUUGGGUACUGUGAAGAGCACAGACAAACGGUCCUUCAACCUCACCACCUUCUACAGGACAUUCAGGUGAGUGAGACUGAUCUAUGAUCCUUUAAUGACAUCCCACAGUGAACCCCCUGUGACCUCUGUUCUGUGUGGUUAGUUUUGUGGCUGAGUCGGAGCAGCAGAUGGGGCAGUGGGUGGAGGCCCUGCAGGCCUGUGUCAGUCGCUCUCUGUCCAGCAAUGUGGUGGCCCAGAAGAUCUGGGCUGAGGAGGCCAACCAGCGCUGUGCAGAUUGUGGCGCCACCUACCCAGACUGGGCCUCUGUCAACCUGUGUGUGGUCCUCUGCAAGUGCUGUGCAGGUACAGAACCAUUUCCAGAGGUCAGUCCAGACUCAGAAACUAUUGGAUCAAGACUCAAGAGCUUUGAUUAGAUUCUAUAAUGAUCAAAUUAAAAUAUGUCAGGUUGAUAACAGUUGUAUCACAUUGGUACGUUAGAUAACAGUGCCUGGUAGAGGACAUUGAAAUCUAACUCUCUCUAAUCAAUUUCUCUGUGGUUUAGGAGUACACAGGGGUCUGGGCCAGAGUGUGUCCAAAGUCCGCAGUUUGAAGAUGGAUGAAAAGGUGUGGACUGAAAACCUCAAUCAGGUAGGUACAGUUUCUCAUUUGUAUUCUAUUGUAUUAUUAAAUGGAUUAGUAACAUUGCAUUCUCACCACCCAUAUGACUGGCUUCCUCUAUGUUCCUCACACUAUGCUUCCUAUCUUAUUUGUAUAAUUGUAUUAUAUUGUAUGUUGUCUUUGAACAGAAGAACUUGUCAUCGUUCACCCUGUUAAUAAAAGGACUAGUCUUUCUGGUCAAGGUUCUAAUGUCACUCCCUGUUCACCAGCUGUUCCUGUUGCUAGGUAACGACAGGGUAAACCUUUUCUGGGCAGCUAACAUGCCACCAAGCGAGAUGCUCUGUCCAUCAAGUGACAGUGAGGAGCGCCAGCGCUUUGUUACUGCCAAGUACUGCCAGGGCAAAUACCGCCGCUACCAUGCACUGUUUGGCCAAGAGGAAGCCCUCAACAAAGUGAGGCACUCAGAUUUUCUCUCAUUUGCUCUCUCUCUCUCUCCAUCUCUUGCUCUCAAAAGUUCAGACUUGUCUUCUCUGCUCCCUAAUUCUCUCUCUACCUCCCCCUCUCUGGCUCCCCUCUCGCUCUCUCGCUCUCUCUCUCGCUCUCUCUUCCCCCUCGCUCUCCCCUCUCUGUCCUUCUCCCUCUCUCUCAGGCUCUGUGCAACACCAUUCAGACAGGUGAUGUAUUGGAGACUCUGUCUCUGGUGUUCUGUGGAGCAGAUGUGAACUGUUAUACAGGUGAUCCAGAGCUGCCCAGCCCUGUGUCCAUGGCCCAGCACUAUGGACAGACACUUCAGGUGGAGUUCCUCACUCACAACCACAACACAGGUAGGAGCAAUGAAACCAGCCUCAUUCAUCAAUGCCUGCAGUGUUACAUCAAUCAUAUACUUGUGUUGAACACAGAAAAUAUAUGGGCUGUAUUUCAUUGUUCAGUAGAGGUGACAUCAUCAGUAUGUAUUUCCUCUCUCCAGAGCUCCCAGGGUCAAGGGCUGGAGAUCACACAGUCUUAGAGGCUGCUCUCCCCGUCUCACACACUGGUUAUCUGUUCAAGACUGCCUCCUCAACACGAGCAGUUACAGAGCGCAAAUCAAAAGGAGGUGGGUCAUUCUUGAUAUUCUGUUUGUAAACUGUUUGGACAUGCUUUAGAUCUGAAUUUCAGAUGAAUUAGUGAGCAACUUGCAAACUUCCAAUUUGAUAUUCCUUUUGGAUAAGUGACAGUGUUUUAAUGUAAAUUCAGUUACCGUGAGCUAAUUGUAGCAUUUUGGAACAUGUAGAUUUUAGUCGUCGCUGGUGCUCUCUGAACCAAGGUAACUUCAGCUACUAUGAGAGUGAGAAGAGCUCCAGUCAGAGUGGACAGAUGAAGAUGAGUGAUGUCCUUUGUCUGGUGGUCAAUCCACAAGGGAAACAUGGGUAACACAACAUGAUAUAGUGUAUUAAUCCAAAACUGUGUGAGCUUCAGAAUAAUGUUUAUAUUUGUACAUAUUCUAUAUGUGUUUCCUGUUGAGUCAGUUAUUGUCAUUCCUUUGAGCUGUACCAUGACUCUGGGAGAGUCUACCUGUUUGGAGAGGAUUCCCCUGACACGGUGAGGGAGUGGAUCAAGGCCAUCGGCAAGGUAAAACUAGAUUUCAAUUAGUAUUAUGAUAGACUGGUAAUUGGUAGUUUUGCUAGUGUAUAGCUACUGCCUUGUCUUGUUGUGUGUCAGGCCCUGGUCCCCCCUGUAGGGGAGGACCUGGUGUGCUGGUCCUUUGAGCGGGUGGGCCGGCUGCGCUACACUGCAGGCCAGAGCUUCCAUUGCCCUCGCCUGGGCUGGUUCUCCCUGGGGGGCUCCAGACUGCUCCUCCUCCUCCACGGAGAAGACCAAGUGGAUAACAUUGACCUGCGAAAACUACAGGAGCUCUGUGAGUCACACCUGAACCUGCCACAGUGGGGCAUACAGUGCAUUCGAAGGUAUUCAGACUCCUUCACCUUUUCCACAUUUUGUUACGUUACAGCCUUAUUCUAAAGUGGAUUAAAUAGUUCCCCCCCCCCAUCAAUCUACACACAAUACCCCAUAAUGACAAAGAAAAAAAUUGGUUUUUAGAAAAUCUUGCAAAUGUAUAAAAAUUUAAAACUGAAAUAUCACAUUUACAUAAGUAUUCAGACCCUUUACUCAGUACUUUGUUGAAGCACCUUUGGCAGCGAUUACAGCCUUGAGUCUUCUUGGGUAUGACGCUACAAGCUUGGCACACCUGUAUUUGGGGAGUUUCUCCCAUUCUUCUUUGCAGAUCCUCUCAAGCUCUGUCAGGUUGGAUGGGGAACGUUUCUGCACAGCUAUUUUCAGGUCUCUCCAGAGAUGUUCGAUCGGGUUCAAGUCCAGGCACUGGCUGGGCCACUCAAGGACAUUCAGAGACUUGUCCCGAAGCCACUCCUGCAUUGUCUUGGCUGUGUGCUUAGGGUCGUUGUCCUGUUGGAAGGUGAACCUUCGCCCCAGUCUGAGGUCCUGAGCUCUCUGGAGCAGGUUUUCAUCAAGGAUCUCUCUGUACUUUGCUCCAUUCAUCUUUCCCUAGAUUUUGACUAGUCUCCCAGUCCCUACCGCUGAAAAACAUCCCCACAGCAUGAUGCUGCCACCACCAUGCUUCACCGUAGGGAUGUUGCCAGGUUUCCUCCAGACGUGACGCUUGGCAUCCAGGCCAAAGAGUUCAAUCUUGGUUUUAUCAGACCAGAUAAUCUUGUUUCUCAUGGUCUGAGAGUUUUUAGGUGCCUUUUGGCAAACUCCAAGCGGGCUGUCAUGUGCCUUUUACUGAGGAGUGGCUUCCGUCUGGCCACUCUACCAUAAAGGCCUGAUUGAUGGAGUGCUGCAGAGAUGGUUGCCCUUCUGGAAGGUUCUCCCAUCUCCUCUAGGAAGAGUCUUGGUGGUUCCAAACUUCAUCCAUUUAAGAAUGAUGGAGGCCACUGUGUUCUUGGGGAUCUUCAAUGCUGCAUACAUUUUUUGGUACCCUUCCACAGAUCUGUGCCUCGACACAAUCCUGUCUCUGAGCUCUACAGACAAUUCCUUCGACCUCAUGGCUUGGUUUUUGCUCUGGCAUGCACUGUCAACUGUGGGACCUUAUAUAGACAGGUGUGUGCCUUUCCAAAUCAUGUCCAAUCAAUUGAAUUUACCACAGGUGGACUCUAAUCAAGUUGUAGAAACAUUUCAAGGAUGAUCAAUGGAAACAGGAUGCACCUGAGCUCAAUUUCGAGUCUCAUAGCAAAGGGUCUGAAUACUUACGUAAAUAAUAAUUAUUGUUAUUGUUAUUUUUAUAAAUUUGCUUACAUUUCUAAAAGCCUGUUUUCGCUUUGUCAUUAUGGGUUAUUGUAUGUAGAUUGAUGAGUAAAAACAUUUUAGAAUAAGGCUGUAACGUAACAAAAUGUGGAAAAAGUCAAGGGGUCUGAAUAGUUUCCCUAACUGUAGAGGGAGAAGUGUUUUAGUUUGGUGGACCAAGAAUGUGAGUGACAUUUUAAUAGACUUUGUAAUAGAGCUACUGUGGUUGACAAUUGAUGUAGACAGUGUGUGAUGUGCUGUGAUGUGAUGUGCUGUCCCAGCCGUGCAGCAGGAGGCUGGUGCUGUUGUGCUGGUGAACAGAGGCAGGAGGCUGCAUGUGGAGUGGGACAGGAGGCCUGACUUCCAGGGCUGGCUGAGUGGCAUCCAGCAGGGCUUAGGGAGAGGAGAUAGCCCCCUGGACCAGCAGCAGCUCACUGAGACAGACGUCCCUGUCAUCGUGGAUCGCUGCAUUAGCUACAUCACACAGCAUGGUGGGUGGACCUAGCAUGGCAUCGGUUGGGACGGAGACCUAACAAAAUAUGUGCUCUUACCAGCUCCAUUAUUUGACUCUAUCAGUGUCUGUGUUAAUGGUAUAGUGUUUUUGUGUUUGUUUAUGAGGUUUUUUCCUCCCCCUUUCCAGGUUUGAAGUCAGAGGGCAUCUAUCGGAGGUGUGGUGUGAACUCCAAGAUCACCGCCCUGCUGCUCUCUCUCCGCCAUGACGCCCGGCAGGUCCGUCUGAGUGAAGGGGAGGAUCAGGUGGAUAAUGUGGCCAACGUCCUGAAGAGGUUCCUCAGGGAAGUGGGAGAGGGGGUUUUCAAUGGCCAUCAGGCCUCUCUGCCAUGGCUCCACACCACUAGUGAGUCUGGCCUACCUUCAUUCUAAUACUGGUGGACCACAAUGACCACACCACUGCUUUUCACUGCUCGUCUUGGUAGUCGGAUCAUUGGUAUCCCCAUGAUAAGGAGUUUUGUGCUGUAAUGUGUAGGUGUUUUUCUUUUUUGGCCACCAGCUGUCAGUGAGAUGAGAGAGAGAGUGUCCAAGUACCAGGCCCUCCUUCACAGCCUCCCCCCAGUCAACAGAGCCACUCUGGGGGCUGUCAUCAACCACCUCUACUGGUCAGCCUCAACUCUCCACCUCUGUCCGCCUGUCCUCCUCUCCUCUCUUUUUCUUCCCUCCAUUCUGGCUUAUCUUACUCUUUCCCACUGAACCUGAUGAGAAUAUGAGUUUACAUUUGGGACAGUUGUCCUUUAUUCACCUAAAUGUAGAAUUGUUAUUGUUUAUAUAUAGGGAAUUGACUACUUUGUCUUUGAAAGUUCAAGACAUGCAUCACUGUUGAGAAAUCUCUUGUACAAAUCUGUCGAUUUUGUUCCGAAAGCGUCCAGUGCUUUGCAGAUGAGAAUCAGAUGAACAUGCACAACCUGGCCAUUGUGUUUGGUCCCACGCUCUUCCAGACGGACGGCACUGAUAACAGCGUAGGACAGGUGGUAGAGGAGCUCAUCCAGAACUACCAGGACAUCUUCAAUGUGAGUGGGUCUGUCUCACACUGAUGACAUCACUGAUUUAUAGAAGAUAAAGAGAGGGAAAUGUACUGUGUUGUCACAAGAAGCUAAAUGAAAUGUUCUGAUCAAAUGGAUGGAUGUGUCUGUUUGUCUGUGUGGCAGGUGGAUGCAGAGCAGCUUCAGAGGCAGCUGGACAUGAUCUCUCAUGUCAUCAAAGCACAGGAGGAACACGCUGAGGAGGUGAGAACACACCCAUGGCAUGAUUACAUUUUCAGAACCCCUUGCAACAGUUUUCAGAACCCCUUGCAGCAGUUUUCAGAACCCCUUGCAGCAGUCGUUUGCCACCCAACUGAAAUGAUUAAAUCCUGGCUUCCAUGACCUAUCUAUCUCUUACUAUUUGCUGGACUGAGGAUGGCUGUUGGCCUGCUGUGUCUCUCUCUUCAUUCUGUUCUGUAGGGGACCCCCUCACCUCUCACCAUCUGUGGGGUUUACCUGGAGAGGAAGGAGGAGGGCUCUGAGCUGCUGGUUCAGGUCAGCUCCAUGUGCACUCUCACCUUUCAGCUUUCACCUUUAACUUUAGAAUCCAAAUGCUACAGUAUGGGGUGUUCUUCUGCAAUGCUUUGUGCCCAGAUAAUCAUAUACAGUGAGGGAAAAAAGUAUUUGAUCCCCUGCUGGUUUUGUACGUUUGCCCACUGACAAAGACAUGAUCAGUCUAUAAUUUUAAUGGUAGAUUUAUUUGAACAGUGAGAGACAGAAUACCAACAAAAAAAUCCAGAAAAACGCAUGUCAAAAAUGUUAUAAAUUGAUUUGCAUUUUAAUGAGGGAAAUAAGUAUUUGACCCCCUCUCAAUCAGAAAGAUUUCUGGCUCCCAGGUGUCUUUUAUACAGGUAACGAGCUGAGAUUAGGAGCACACUCUUAAAGGGAGUGCUCCUAAUCUCAGUUUGUUACCUGUAUAAAAGACACCUGUCCACAGAAGCAAUCAAUCAAUCAGAUUCCAAAGUCUCCACCAUGGCCAAGACCAAAGAGCUCUCCAAGGAUGUCAGGGACAAGAUUGUAGACCUACACAAGGCUGGAAUGGGCUACAAGACCAUCGCCAAGCAGCUUGGUGAGAAGGUGACAACAGUUGGUGUGAUUAUUCGCAAAUGGAAGAAACACAAAAGAAAUGUCCAUCUCCCUCGGCCUGGGGCUCCAUGCUCCACUCGUGGAGUUGCAAUGAUCAUGAGAAUGGUGAGGAAUCAGCCCAGAACUACACGGGAGGAUCUUGUCAAUGAUCUCAAGGCAGCUGGGACCAUAGUCACCAAGAAAACAAUUGGUAACACACUACGCCAUGAAGGACUGAAAUCCUGCAGCGCCCGCAAAGUCCCCCUGCUCAAGAAAGCACAUAUACAGGGCCGUCUGAAGUUUGUCAAUGAACAUCUGAAUGAUUCAGAGGAGAACUGGGUGAAAGUGUUGUGGUCAGAUGAGACCAAAAUCGAGCUCUUUGGCAUCAACUCAACUCGCCGUGUUUGGAGGAGGAGGAAUGCUGCCUAUGACCACAAGAACACCAUCCCCACCAUCAAACAUGGAGGUGGAAACAUUAUGCUUUGGGGGUGUUUUUCUGCUAAGGGGACAGGACAACUUCACCGCAUCAAAGGGACGAUGGACGGGGCCAUGUACCGUCAAAUCUUGGGUGAGAACCUCCUUCCCUCAGCCAGGGCAUUGAAAAUGGGUAGUGGAUUGGCUAUUCCAGCAUGACAAUGACCCAAAACACACGGCCAAGGCAACAAAGGAGUGGCUCAAGAAGAAGCACAUUAAGGUCCUGGAGUGGCCUAGCCAGUCUCCAGACCUUAAUCCCAUAGAAAAUCUGUGGAGGGAGCUGAAGGUUCGAGUUGCCAAACGUCAGCCUCGAAACCUUAAUGACUUGGAGAAGAUCUGCAAAGAGGAGUGGAACAAAAUCCCUCCUGAGAUGUGUGCAAACCUGUUGGCCAACUACAAGAAACGUCUGACCUCUGUGAUUGCCAACAAGGGUUUUGCCACCAAGUACUAAGUCAUGUUUUGCAGAGGGGUCAAAUACUUAUUUCCCUCAUUAAAAUGCAAAUCAAUUUAUAACAUUUUUGACAUGCGUUUUUCUGUUUUUUGUUGUUGUUAUUCUGUCUCUCACUGUUCAAAUAAACCUACCAUUAAAAUUAUAGACUGAUCAUGUCUUUGUCAGUAGGCAAAGGUACAAAAUCAGCAGGGGAUCAAAUCCUUUUUCCCCUCCCUGUAUUAGUAUUAGCAGUCAGACAGUGAUAGGAUCCUCAGUCUCUGUGGUCCCACCAGGCAAGGUGAAAUCAACACUUAAUUAUCCAUGACUGGCUGACAGAUCAAAUACUUUUUUCCCUCACUGUAAGCUCCCUUGCCUGCUCCUAACGGUAACCCUGCCUGCUCCUAAUGCUAACUCUGCCUGCUCUUCUCCCUCAGAUCUCCCAGGCAGUGAGUGCUGAUGAGCUGGUGUGUGAGGUCCUGAGACGCGGGAACAUCCCUCCCCAGCAGGGGGACUAUUGGAGAUGCUUCCUGGUCAACGACAACCAGGAGAUGGGUAAUGGUUUAGAACACCUCAGUUACAAGUUGCCAAGUCCCUUUUUAAAUGUAUAAGCCAAAGUAGGACAACUAUUAUUAAUGAAGUGUGAUAUCUUUAUAUGCAUGAUGAACGCUAAUGCUCAACUGCAAACUAGUGGUAAAAUACGAUGUGUCUUCUCUGAUUCCCCCAACAGAGCGUCCAUUGCACUACCAGGAGCGAGCGCUGGCCAUCUAUUUCUCUCUGGGUAAAGAUUGUCACCUGGUGGUCAAGAGGAACUGCUACAUGGAGGCCAUGUUAAUCUACAUAGGUAAAUGCAUGAUUACCGAUAUAUAUUAUUAUUCCAGCUCAGUAAAGAGCACUUUUGAAUAAAUUACAUAUUGUAGAUACUUUCUGUAAAUAAUAGUAUUGAUAACAGAAAAAUAAUCCAAAGGGAGGGAAAGGGAAGGCAACGUGUUAUUUAAUGAUAUGGUUGAAAAUCAGACAGUGAAGUGAAUUAGAGUUGGAUAUCCCCUCUCACAGCUGGCAAGGUAGACGUGUCCAGAAAUGGCCUGAUUAAGUUCAGUGAUGAGAAGGGUCAAAAGGGGAAAAGGAACCUUCAGCAGACGCCUCUGUGUGCUCGAUGGCACCUCUCUCAGGCUCUACAAAGGAGUGAAGGUAAGUGAGGAUGGAAGAAGGAUGUGUAGACCUAUUCUGUUUCUGUGACUGUAUGAAGUACCUACAGUAUGUGGCAGUAUAGCUUCAAUUGUCCAUCUUUACUCUUUACUAGAGUACUCAGCCUGAGAGGGAAUGUCCAGUCCAUGCUCUGAAGGUCUACUAUGGCAUCAAGAAGAGGCUACAUCCACCAUCAUGGUGAGAGUCUACCAGCAACCCUGCAAUGACUACUGGUCUAUUUCCUCAGCCAUUUGGCUGUUUGUUGUUCCAUAUCAGCUGUCCAUAUCAUGUACAUUCACUCCUCUUCUUCUAGCUGGGGGAUGACUGUAGUGUGUGAGCAGGCAGAACGAGACAAACAGCUGUGGUGAGUAUCUUUAGUAGCAACUAACGAUAGGUCAACCGUAGUAACUAGAGCACUGAGGAUCAUGGUAUAUCUAUAGCCUCUCUAUCUCUCACCCCCUCUCGCAAUCUUCUUAGGUACCUGUGCUGUGAAUCAGAGAACGAAUUGAUUGAGUGGCUGGCCACUUUUAUGAACCUCCAGGUAGUGUCCUUUUGUGUGCACUGCAACAUGUUCUACUUGUGCAUUUUUGCUUUCCUCAGCUCUUUAUUUUAUGUAUUAUUUUAUUUUUAUUUUUUCAUAUAGCACGAUGGUGACCUGUGGCCUGCAGCUUCCAGGCCUGAUUCCUGAUCUGAGGCAGAAGGGGAAAUAACCUAAUCCUGGUUUUCCAUCCCAAAAGUAUCUUCCAAAAGUAUCUUCCAGAUACUUUUUCGCAUCUUCAAUUAAUCUCAAAAAUAUAUAAAAAAGCUUUUAUUUUAAGUUAAUAACCACAAAGUGUAUUUUUCUCUGUUAUAUUGGUUUGGUUGACCCUAUUUAUAACCCAUAGCUACAGUAUAGCCCUCACCCACACCCAUGAUCCCUAGCAAGAACAGAGACAGCUUCAUUCUACAGUAUAUUGAAAUGAAAACAUACAGGCCUGAGGGUAAUAAUAGGGGAGGCAGUAUAGAACUACACUAUAACAACAAACUCAAACAAUAAUAUUAGAGGCAUGUGAGAAAUAUCAUCUAAACGCCAUGUUGACUUUGAGGUUCCCUUUGAUUGGGACAUAAUGACAAGGUUGGAGAGCUGCAGACAUAAAGCCAUCUAAGUUUAGACACAGAGCUUUCUGUUCAUGUCAUUAUGGUAACAGUGGUUGUCAGUAAUUAUUGGAGAGCAGGAUUGAAAACCCUGUCAUUACUCAAGACCACAGCUUGUUGCAUUGCAGUGAUGUGCAGUUUAUAUCACUUUCAUUAAUUGACUAAUCCUUUAACAGUACCUUAACAUAAAAAUGAGGACAUUUACACAACGUUACUUCCAUUCACCAUCACGUUGCAUGUUGCCUACCUCUGCUUUUCUUAAAAAAACAAAGCAUGGGUUAGGUUUACAUACCAGAUCACACACACCCGCUGUUCCCAGUUUCAAUGUUUUCCUACAUUAGCAUUAUAUUAUUAUUCUCUUAGGUUAUAUUGUAAUGUUAAUGUACCUUAAAGGGUUUAGGACUGGGUCUCUGGCAUGUUGCUACAUCACAUUAGACCCCCCCCCCCCCCCCCCCCCCCCCCCCCCCCCCCACCAUUCUCAAUCGCCCAUAAAGUUUUAUUGGUGCUCUUGUGGGGCUAAGUGCCUCUCGCUCAAUAAAAAGGCUUUCUAAUAUCCUUUUAUUUUUCAGCUCUAUGUCAUUAGAUGUGAGGCUGUGUGGGUAGUGGCUUUACAUUAGGAACUCAGGGCUGGUGAAGUGGCUCAGUCACCCCUGGUAACAACCAUGCACUCCCAUUCACCCCCAGUUCUUACAUCACUACCCCCAUUAAACUUCACACAUUAAUGUAACCUGCUCAUACUUGACACAAAAAUUCUACAUUCAUUAUGGAAUCUUAGAUUUUAGAGCAGCUUUUCUCACUUCCCCAUCCUGCAGACCUUUAGAUCUUGCUGACUGGUCUGUCAUUUAAUUACCUGACAUUGAUUUAAUUUCUCUAUGUUUAAUGGAAGUGGAAGCCCUGCAUGCCAAUUGCUGGUACAAAAGGUUUUAGAAUAACUUUUUCAAUGGUCCAUCAUGGAGCUAGAUUAGAAACCAUGGAAGGAAUAUAUGUCCCCGGUGGUGAUCUGGUGUCAUUAAUCUUUAAAGGCUUUCUGAAGGACAAAAUAGAGUGAGGUGUUUAUCUAAUGGCAUGCUAACCAUUUCCGUUACAAUACUGACAUAUUCCACUCAUAACAAAAUACUGUCCAGGGUAGAAAGAUAGUUAAAUGUAAUACCGGUAUAUACAGUUGAAGUCGGAAGUUUACAUA